This is a messenger RNA of Dermacentor albipictus, 1751 nucleotides long. RefSeq lists its product as uncharacterized. The record is from RefSeq and is a predicted model, not a curated record. NCBI's taxonomy places the organism in Eukaryota, Metazoa, Arthropoda, Arachnida, Ixodida, Ixodidae.
UCUGCCUGGGUGAGGCCGUCAAGGCCGCCUGUCUCUAUCGCCACCAUGCCCGACCGCGGUUGUCUGGCUCUCCACCGAGUGUGCGACUCGGUGAGCGGCGUGAAUUGGCGCCCGACGCGCUUCGUUGACGAGUUGACGUUGAACCAUUACGCCUGCUGCGUCUGCCAGGUGAUUCCAAGCACGACAGUCCUGCUGCCCUGUUCGCACGCCCUGUGCGAGCAGUGCCAGCGAGGCUCCGUCGUUCAAGAUGGCGGAAGCGUCUGCCCCCUGGAUGGAGAACCCUUCCGCGAAGACGAGUGCCAGAAGUUGCAGCUUCCGGAGAGGAAGAAGCAGAAGUUGAAGGCCCACUGCUGGAACGAAGCCCACGGCUGCGAUUUCGUCGGCCCCCUGGCGGCACUCCUGGGACACUUCGAGGCAGAGUGCGCCUUCCACACUUCUCCGUGUCAACGUUGCGGCGAGAACGUUUCCAAUGCUAAGCUGGCCGCCCACUACAUUGACGGGUGUAGUACUAACAACUUGUCACCUGCGACGCUCGUUGAGUCCUCGACACGAGGUGAAGCCGCCGCCUCGUCCUCCGCUACCGGUGACGUCACUGCGACUGCGCAAGGGAUCGAGGGCAAAACAGAGUACCGCUACGAAGACGAAAUCCCGGCGCUACAGAGCCAAGUGAACGAACUCACGGAGGCUGCAAGAACCCAAGGUGCUCAGCUGCAGGAGUUAAACGGCACACUGGCGCUUAGCCUCGAGACUCUGAAUGCCAGCGUGGUUGCGGCCGCCGCGAAAUUCUCGGACGCCAUCGGCGAAGCCUCGCAGCUGCAUCAACGCAUUCUCGCUUCGAGAGAGGAGGAAAGUUCUCGGGCACAUGAGGCUGAGGCGACUGCAAGCGCAAGCUGUCCGUGCGGAAAGCCGCCAAGGUGGAAUGAGGCGACGGACAUCCUUCAAAAUACGGAAGUCCUCGCUGCCCAGUCUCUGUGGUGCCUCCAACGCCUACUCAAUAAAGACCACGAGACAGCGGACAUUCCGGCAGCUCGGUCAUCUGUGGUAUCGCAAAGCAGAGAAAAGCGCACGUCUUUCCGGGAGAGCACCUGCACGCUUCGUUGCGCAAACGCUAACGAAAUCGUUUAUCUCGUGGUUAUAUCGCACGCCAACGAACUGGGCAGAUUCAACAACGAUACCGUAACAUGUCGACUGCGUCAUCGAAACGCGUGGUGCAGAGUGACUUACGGUAUAUUGGAUAAGGACCAUGUAAUACCAAAAUGGGGUCUUAGAUUAGAUUGGGACAAUAGUUGUGGAGAGAGCAGCUGCUUGCCGCACGCCGUUAACGUAUCGGAAACCAGCGCGCCGUCUCUUCCUUACUUUUUGAAACGAGAAGAUGCAGAAUGCGACGCGCGGACGCAAGUUUUCUAUUACGAUUUCGUCGUAGUAAGUGUAUAUAACACGAAGCUGAGAUAUCAAAUCGUCAUACACGACUGCGAGUGAAGUAGCUUGGCUCGUCCCGUGACGCGUCGGCACUUAUUCCACAGACCAGUCUUGACGUGUGGGGCUACAAACCAACUCUUGUAUCCUGCUGGAUGUUGGACAGCAUACUGAUGUUUUAUUUAUUCCGAGAGUGAUACAUGUAAUUGCUUUUUGUUGAUGUAUUAUUGAAGAAUGCUUUCAUUUUCACGAAACUACGCCGUUAUAGCGGCAAUCUGUGACCGUUUUUCGGUUUUUUUAGUAUACUGCAAAUAAACUUACAGAUUUUCCUUUCA